GACGUUCCAGCCACGACAACCUGAACACAGUGAACCUGAGCUGCUGAUUUUCCACCAGUCCCCCGAGCCGGCCGUCGACAACGCGAAACUUGGUGCCAAGCGCUGCCAGGACGACGCCAGAGGUCUGUUGCUCGAAGAUCCCCCAUUUGUGAAGAAGUCCAUGGGCGACAACCUCCUGAGACUGAUGGGGCAAUUGGGAG
This is a messenger RNA of Symbiodinium pilosum, 200 nucleotides long. NCBI's taxonomy places the organism in Eukaryota, Dinophyceae, Suessiales, Symbiodiniaceae. The record is from the annotation of a GenBank genome assembly.